Messenger RNA from Dentiscutata erythropus, 1761 nucleotides. The record is from the annotation of a GenBank genome assembly. Lineage: Eukaryota; Fungi; Glomeromycota; Glomeromycetes; Diversisporales; Gigasporaceae.
AUGGUUCUAAGAAAAUUAUUUCAAAGAUAUCGCAAGACUGAACCAACACCAAUUUUUAUAUUUAGACUUUUCGUGUUAACACUACUUUUAAUCGGUUUAAUUGGAUACACUUGGUUUGUGAUUUUGGGCGUUUAUAGUGAUAAUCCAGUCACUCAGAAUUCCUUGAUAGAGGAAAACUCUUUUCUUGUUCCUCAGCUUACACUACUUAUUAUUGGCCUAGAAACGAAUAUUACUUGUAACUUUAAGAAUGCUAAUGGCAUCCAAGAUUGCACACAAUAUGUAACGCAACUACAUAGUUAUAAAAAGUCUAGUGCCGGUGAAGAAUAUGCGGGAAAUUUUUCUGCUCCUGGAUUAUUAUUUUCUAAAAUGCCCAAUAAUGGAAUAAGUUCAAUGGAAUUUAAUAUUUAUUUUAAAGAUCCUACCAUUAAUGCAAGUGAUUAUUAUACUCUACCAAUUUUCACAACUACGUUGUUAGAUGCAGCUACUGCUGAAGAUAACUAUAUUCAAUCAGUAUUCUCAUCUCAAAAAGAUUUACUUGGCUCAAAUUCAAGAUUACUGGACUCCUUUGAUUUUCUGAAUUCCUAUAGAAUGUCAGCAUACAAUUCUUAUAAAUUUAAAUUAACAAGAAGAAGAAAAGACAUUAUGCUUCAAAGUUGGCAAAAUUAUAUGGGAUUUUCAUCUAACCUUUUAAAAAUAUCAUAUUUUACAUCGACAGUGGCGUUGUUUCUACAAAUGUCAAUUGAACAACCAACAUACACUGUUCAAGUUGAGACAGAAAAAAGAAACAAAACUGUUAUAUCUUCUAUUGGCUUAAUUGGAGGUGCAUGGGGAUUUGCCGCAACCAUUUAUGCAUUGUUUUUUGGCACCAUUUCUAUUAAACCAUGGGGAUAUGUUCAGAAAUAUGGAUUCGGAAUAAAUCGUUCAGUACAAACCGAAUUGAAGGAUAGUUUGGAAUGUAUUCCAUUAGUCAAUCGUCCAAAAUCCACAUCUUUAAAUAGUUACGACCUGAAAAGAAGACUUGAUUCAUUGCAAUUGUUUUUAACUGAAUAUGUUGUUGACGUACGAUAUUUUGAAGAGAUUCAUAAAUCUAAUGUAAAUAAACAUAAAGGGCCUAUGCUAGAUUUGCGACUUUCGCGCCGUCUUUCUGAUAAUAAGAAUGCAAUAAGAGAUAUCAUUCCAAUAGGUAAACCAUUAUUAGAUGAAAAAUUUGAAGCACAAUCGGGGAUUGUUUAUCUUCCUCCAUAUGGUGGAAUAUGGUAUAAUUGUACUACUGAUUUUGCGACUGUCAGAAAUCAAAGUAUUAGUAUUAAAACUGUUGAUUAUUCGUUACCUGUAACUGCUGGACUCGGUUAUUACUCAUUGGGAAGAUAUUCUGAAGAUCGCAUCCAAGGUAUCGGUUUUUUCGUAUAUUCAUACUCUGGAACUACGAAUUAUGGGUCGUCUAUCUCUUCAGAUGCAAUUAAUACGCCCAGUAAUCUUACCUUUUAUUGUGAUACAAUUGAAUUUUCUACUACUCAAUGCGAUGAAAAUUUUAAAGGGCUCCCUUCACCAGAUGAAAAAAAUAAACAGUGGUGUAUAUCUAUAACAAAUCCAUUUAAUAAUAGUCAAAAAGUCAAUGUAUCAAUUAUUCCUGAUUUAACUUCCACAAAUUCAAAUAUCAUCACUGCAAAUUAUAUAACAAACGGUUGUGAAAUGGUUAAUAAUAUAAAUAGAAAUUAUUUUUUAUUGAUUUUGAAUAUUGUUGUACGCAUUGAUUAUUAA